Molecule: messenger RNA, 2865 nt
Organism: Patiria miniata (bat star)
Lineage: Eukaryota; Metazoa; Echinodermata; Asteroidea; Valvatida; Asterinidae
Product: protein zwilch homolog
Exons: 14
Coding region: 112-1971 (619 amino acids)
Biological process (GO): mitotic spindle assembly checkpoint signaling; protein localization to kinetochore
Cellular component (GO): RZZ complex
Source: RefSeq, a predicted model, not a curated record
UAGCGGCUGAUAUCGAUCCCAUGAUGCUCUGCGACAUGUUGCGCCAAGUUUGUCUUGUUUGUUUUGCGAAUAAAAUAGAUAGCAAAAUAAAUUUCUUCUUUUCUGGGCAAUAUGAAAAAUUUCAGAGCAGAUGUAAAGAAUUUCCUGGAAUCAGUUAAAGAACUUUUAUCAAAAUAUCAGAAUGAUGUGCAGGCAAGUGUCAUCUUCAAAGACUACAAGUUGUCCCUUGUGGACUCUGAAUCGCAAGAAUUAGCAGAACUACUUGGAUCUGCUCAAAAUCCUCAGAGGAAUGCAAACGUUAUCUUAGUUCAGCAGGAUGACUCUUUCAAGUACUUCGGAAAAGAUGAAAAUAGUUUGGCAGAUGAGUCACUAGAUGACACGGAUAGAUCCUAUGUUGGCAGCAAUGGCGGCAAAGAUCCAGAAGAAUGCAGAUCCUUUAGCCCGGUAACUCUGGACAAUGCUAGAUAUGUGCUGUCUCUCCACAAUGUAUGCAACAACCCACACCUUGCCUCAUUACGCGGCGCAGACGAAGAGGCAGAGAAUACAUUACCAGAAAUGGUGGUGUGCUGCGAUGGAAAGGACCCAGACCACAUCGCUGUGAUGGCAUGCUCAUCAGCCAAUCAGAAGGCAAGGUCAUCAGGGGAGGGUAAAGGUCAAAGGUCACCUGGUGUGUCAGUGACAACUGUGUCAUGCUUUGGCCCUGUGACAUCCAAGUCUAAUCUACUGACUGUUGAUCAGGUAAUACAACAGAAUGGAGGACAGCCACACAAGGAUGAUGUGACUACCUCUGCAUUUGCCCAGUAUGAGAUUGUGGGAAUGACAUACCAUGAGAUGUCAGUCCUGGAGCCAGCCAGUCACUCUCAUUAUACGUCGGUCACUAUGGAUUGCAGCUGGGAGCAUGUCAAGGGCAUGUUGGAGAAACCUCACAGUGCCAAAUGCAAUGUGCAUGUGAGUGCUGUACCAGGAGAUAUGAGAAGUGCAGCCUACAGUGUGUAUAGAGAGCUCGCAACAUUAGUGGGUUUUGUUGAGGGAUUAAAAACAGAAGAACUGGAAUGGAAUACGAAGGAGUCAUCAGGUGAAUCAGUAGAGGAGGCUGUAACCAGACUGAUAGAGAGAGAGAAGCAAGGGCCACAGAGAAAGCAGCAGCCCCAGGUUGAAACAUCCCUUGAGAGCGGUGAGACUGAUUUUGAUUCCGUCCUCCGUGGUUACGUCAUUCCUGAGCGUCAAGACCUCUACUUCUCAGAGAGUCUCUGGAGUAUCUUGUGGUCCAAGGCAACGUGUUACAACGACGCCAUCAAAGCCUUCUCCACCGUCUUCUGGGAACUCAAGACUGGAGAACUACAGCCUAUUGUGCAUAGUGAUAACCAGAGCACCUUAGCUAAAGCCAUCCGUGCUUCCUACCAACAACAGAUGCACACAGUCAGUGUGGAUGAAGUGGCUACACUGACCAUGCUGGUUGAGAUUGGUCUGGACAAACUCAGACGAGACUACACCAACUUCUUCAUCGCCAGUGAGUUGACAACAUUGAACCAGCUUCAGUGGUUUCUGCAAUCCGGCGAGACUUGUCCAUUGCCGGAGCAGGUGUCUCGUCUUCAAGCCUUGCAUAACGUCUUAGAGGUUGCUGUGGUCUCAGUGACAUCACUGAAACUACCUCCAGAGCACCGUAGAGUUCUUGUCAGGUCAGCCUUAGCCUUCUACCAGUCUCACCCUCAUGAUGACAUGCAUACAUUCACUCUCCCCGUCCAGGCAACUACAGUACAAAGCUUGUAUACAAGCUUCCAACCCUCUUUGUGGCGAUUAACAGUAAAGGGUGGUUCAGGCACCAGUGUUUCCUAUCAACUGUCAAUGAAGCUACCCUUAUCUCAUAUAACUGGACUAGACCAAGAUAUAAGUAUGGGAGACCUUACCAGCGCUGGUUCUUUCUGUUACUAUGUGACUCACACAAAAGAAAGUACUGCUUCAUUUCUAUGACGAUAAGAAACAUUGAACUGACCGAACUCUACUGAAGCAAACUCAUGCGGCAGCAACUUUGACCUAGAGGGUGCUCUUCAACAUGAUGAGAAAAACACCAAUAUCCCAUACCAGACCCCCCGACAGUUUUCACAAUGUUCAGUCUUGUCCCAGUUUGAAUGUGGUUUACUUCUAUAUAGCAUGGGCCAUUCUAUAACGCGGUCCAGCCUUGACAUUAAGAAGCUUAUAGCACAGAGUGAAGACCGUAUACGUUCCACACUACACAUGCUAUCACUGCCAUAUGGUCCCAAAAUCCAGAUCCAUGUACACAUGUAUAGCUUAUGGGCUAAAUUCUGUUUAUUGCAGUAGCUGCCGUUUAACCAUACCAAUAAAAUGAACAAGUUAAAAAAAAGCAUAACAGCUAAAAACGAAACAUUGUUUAUCUUUUAACUUCACAUUGUCAUAGCUUUCUGUUAUUUCCAAAUGUAUUGUGUUGUUAAUUUAUGUAACAACAUGGUUAACAACAUGGUUAUCAGUCAUAAGCUAUAAUAAGAAUAAUAAUAAUAAUUUGGGAGGCUAAUCAUCCUUACUCGCAGCUGGUAUGCUGAAUUGCGAAGGACGCGGCUACUACGUUUUUCAUAUUAACUAUGAUUUAUUUUUCAUUGAUUUUCCAACAUAAUGCUCGUUUUCCUCUUUGUAAAUAUUAAUUUUGUCUUUUUCUAUACAUUUAUAUGAACAAUCUUGCUCUGUUACAUAUGUAUCCUACGUGCACACAUUAAACAGCAUAGAUAUGUACAUGGAGCCGUUUCUUAUACAUUUCUUUUUUUGAAUGUCAUUUAUUUUGUAAUUUAAUAAUUACUGAUUUGAGAGGUUGUUAUCUGAUGUAAAUUACAGUCUUGCGGAUGUUGUCUCAGA